Messenger RNA from Lingula anatina, 4948 nucleotides. RefSeq lists its product as uncharacterized. Lineage: Eukaryota; Metazoa; Brachiopoda; Lingulata; Lingulida; Lingulidae. The record is from RefSeq and is a predicted model, not a curated record.
UUUCAUGAUGGCGGGCAGUGUAAACAAAUAAAACAUCGACAGCUGAUAGUGCAAGCGUUCAGGCUGAAAGGCUGCAACAUGGCAAGUGAACCAGUGUUACGGUGUAGUGAAUGUAACAUGAUGUUCAAGUCUCGAACUCUCCUGGCCAAACAUCGCAGUAAAUUCUGUGUUGGUGGAGUGAUAGGAGAUCCUCGGCAACUGAUGAGAAUGAGAACUGCUGAGGAAGAAAAGAGACCAAAACAACAUGUGGAAGAACGACCCCAGUCAGAUGGAUUUUUAAGUAGUCAAAAGGUACAAGAGCUGCAGGAUCUUAAGAACAGACGGUCCAGGUUGCGUGCCUCUCAGUAUCUGGAAGAAAAGAUGCUGCUAGGAGACCUGGAGUAUCUAGAAAGACAUCAGCUGUCUCCAAAACUAUCUCAGUUACAACCUUCCACAGAGCUCAGAGAUCUGCAGAGGGAGUAUGCAGUGUUGAGGAAGAAAGAAAACAAAUUAAAAGAAGACAUUAAUCAGCUUGAGAGCCCUAGGAACCACUUGCGUGAUGCCCAUCAGCGCCAGAUACGUCUACUGGCAGAGGAUCAUGGGAAACAACUGGCAGACAUUAAAGCAAGGAACAGUGACUUAGAGAGACAGAAAGAAGACAUCAGGCGAAGGUUGGAAGAAUUGGGCAGGAAGAAUAACAUCCGACCUCAGGCUCCUCAAGUUGACAUGACACAGAAAUUGAUAAGUGAACUGAAAGCUCAAGAAGACAAAAAUCAGAAAACCCUCCAGGAACUAAAAAGACAGCUCAGUGAAAUACAUAAAUCUGGUGAAAUUGUAGAAAACGAGGAAGCAGAUCCUGAGUUCUACAGUAAGAGCUUAGUGCCACAGGGAGCUGUAUCUUUAUAUCACCUGGAUCCAGAUUCCCAGCAGAGGUUUCUGGAGUCCCAGCAACAGUCCCAACAUUAUCUGCAACAGCUCCAAGUAAAUUACCAACCUGAGGAACAACAAAAGAACUCUUUAUUUCAACAGUAUUAUCCUGUACAUGGUAGUGCUAAUGGCCAUGGUGCCACACAAAUGGCGCCACCAGUCACUGUGGAAAGACAGGCCGGUGUCAAUGCUAGCAGAUCCCAGGUGCCCAGCAUGCUGAGGCUGUGGCUAGAAUCCAUUGAGAACAGGUUACAGACAGAGAGAGAAAACACAGAGGCCAUGGCAUGGUACAGUCCACGGGGCCAAGGUAACAAGUUCCAACCUGUCAACAUUCCUUAUUAUGGAAAUUCUUUGAUGGCAGAAAUUGGAGCUAUGCGGCAGGCCUACUUGCAGAGUGGUGGCAAUGACCCAGCAGUUCUGGCUCAGAUGGCUGACAUGCAGGCAGAGGCUCAGGCUCUGGAGGAACAGAACUCCCGCAGCAGAGAAGCCAGUAAACCAAAGACCAAACCAAAAAAAGACAAUGAUAGCCUAACAGAGCAACUGCUGGCCUUUGACCUUGAAAAUCAGCGACUCCAGCGUGAACUCCUGUUGCUACAGCAACAAAACUUGGCCAGCCAGAGAAGAAAGAGGCACAGUGAUGAUGAAGAUGAACUGGACAGGGAACUGAAACGCCUCCAGAAGGAACACCUCCGUAAGAUGACUCAGCUGCAGCAGGAGAUGGAGCUGUACAAGCACCAGGCUCUAUUGGACAGGAUGAAAAAGGAGAUCAGCCCAGACUACCCUAGUAGACAGCCACCCACCCCUAGCAGAAACCCUCCCAGUCCUAGGAGGCAGCCCACACCUCUCCACACCUACCAACCUCAGCCAGUAUAUCCCAAGUAUGAGAUGCCUCCAGCCAAGAGCUUCCACUCUCAUAGGUCAGGUUAUGAGGAGGCAGAAGUCCCAGCUCUGCUCCAGAAGAGGCACAUGGCCCCUGUCAGUAACACCAUGGUGGACUCUGACCCCCUCUCACCAGCUCCUUAUGAUCCUCAGGCUGGCUUUGUUGUGUUCUAUGACUACGUGUUGGGUUUAGAGCCAUCCUUGAAGAGCUGUCGUUUGAUAGUGGGUCUGUACAGCACCAUGGCAGACAUGGAGCCCUCCAUCCUGCCCACUGUGUACUGUGAGCCACCCCAGGGCUCCACCAGCUACAUGCAGGGAGCCAGUGUGGCAGUUGUGGGGACAAAGCAGCCAGUGCCUAACUGCCCUCCCAGCCUUGACAUGAGUAUCGUGGUGGAGAUGCAGGUCUCAGGAGGCACGGGCUCACAUAACGACUCCCGUAAACUGGUGUCCAGAGCCUGGACCAAGGUGGACUUGUUUGACGACAGCAUGCGUGUCCAGAGUGGACGGUGGAAGGUGCCAUUCAGAGUUCUUCCUGUGAGACAACAUGUUCAGACCAGUGAGCUGAACACUAUUCCACAGUAUGGAGUAGCAGAGCUGUACCUAAGGAUAGUGAAUGCCAGGGAUGCUGCCAGCCAGGCCAUGGUCAGUGUCACCACACAGAACAGUUAUCUCUACAGAUACCCUCCACAGCGUGCCUCUUACCAAGCUUACCCUGUAGCCUCUAGAACUUCCUCUCAGACCACAUUUCUUUCCUUGAAUGAGGCAUCUCGCUUGCACCAGCCUCCCCACUUUGUCCCCCCUCCCCCCACCCUGUCCCCCCCUCAGUCCCCCUCUGAAUCCAGGUACAACCAAACCUCUCCUGAAAACAGAGGUGUGCUGACCCCAGGAGAGAGUAAGACCCUGGGGUUCCAGGUGGGCCAUGUGAAGGGUGCAGACCAGGGUUUGGCCAAGGUGCGACUGGCAGUGUAUCACAUCCACUCUGGGAAAAUUGUCCAGUCUGUCACAGGGCCAGUAACUUGCAGCACCAGUAGUGUAGUUUCUGACUUCAAGUACAAGUAUCACGUUUUUGGGCAGCAAGAGGCCAUAUUCCAAGGAGUAAACAUUCAACCUGAUAUAGUGAUCAUUGCUAGAGUGUAUCUGAGUAAGAAUGAUCUCCAGAGGAGGACGGGAGAUGAUGACGAUGACUCACAUUUUGAUGAAAGUACUCUGGUUGCCUGGGGGGCAGUGCCUCUAGUUGUCACCAGUGGCAGGAGGAGUGAUAUGUAUAGCAGUUAUCAUAGAAGUAACAUCAACCAGUCCACUGUGAAUACUGGCACUCACACAGUGCUGCUGUAUGAGCCUCCAGUACCAGAGACAGACACUAUCUCCCUGGAGAUGGGAUGGAAGCCCCAGGGAGUUAGGAGGUUCAGACGAGCCACAUUACGGCUUAGACUGUUCCAUGGAAAACCCCGCCCUGGCUCCCUCACUCCAAGUGAAGCAUCAGACCAAGAAGAUGAUACUCUGCCUAAGAAUGCUUGGCUACCAUGCAAGAGGAGCUCACCUCCAAGUGAACCCUACAAUCAAGACCAGGGAUUUGAUAUUUACAUAGAUGCAUGCAAAAAUAUGCCAGAUGGUGUCACAUUUUCUAAGGUUGCUGGUACAAUCCUCAGUAGAGACGGUCGUUUCUUUGGUGGUGUUGUGGAUGCUGCAAUUCGGAUAACCAGCGAUGACAUUUACAAUCCGGUGUAUAACUAUAGGCUAGAGAUGAGGGACCCAAACAUCUCACCUACAGCUACAUUAUUACUAAAGAUCUAUACACGUGAGAGAUUUGUGGAAGACCAUCCCUUAGUCAGUGCUUAUGCAGUUCUCAACAUUUUUGUGGAAUCUGGAACUGAGACUCAGCCAGAAGAUGACAACACUGAUGCCCAGAUCUCUCUGAAUAAGGGUGCCCACCAGUUGCGUCUAUAUUUCAGUGGACCUCAGCAAGGGGAACCAUAUACAGGCUCAUGCCUACACGACGGAGCUGUGGGAUACAUUUCUGGGGCCACUAUCUUGGUCAGAUUGGUCAGCGCUGCCUUAGAUUACAAUGGUCAACCGCUUAAGAUAGACCAGGUCCCUCAAACUGACUGGGAAGGUCUUGGUCUCUGGGUGCCUGCUCCAGCUUACAGUAGUAGAGUUUAUCUAUCAAUGUCAUGUGAACCAGGCCCACAGGAAGUCUCCAUUCUCCAGGUGUUGGCACAGAGGACACCCAUCACAGCACAGAAGUCCAUAGAACUGGUGGCAGAGCAGAGAGAACUAAGAAACCUAAGGACAGAGGAUAGUAUAGCCAACUUCAUCACUGAGCAGCUAAUCAAACCUCCGGGAGUACAGCCAUCAGACAUGCAUCCUGCCUAUGUAGUGCCCUACAGCCCAAAACACGGCAUUAAGGUGCGUGUAGAUGGUGCUGUAAACCUCCCUUGGACCAACUUCACUCAUGCUCAGAUCUGCCUGAAUCCACCAGGAGCCUUCUACAAGGGUAACCCUCAUGCAGCUUAUGAUAAACCUGUCUUCACAGAAAAACUGAUGUUAACAAGCACCAACAAGAACCCACAGUGGGAGGAUGGGUUUAUGCAUUUUCCCAGCAGACAUCUACAUAGACAUAUGUGUGUUGUUAUUCAUAUACAAGAGAUUGCAGUCAACAUCAGUAAAGACAGCUACAAAUAUGGAUUGAUGGAGCAGGCCUGGACAGCACUCCCUGUGUUUAGUAAUGGUUAUGUGAACUUUGACCUGUAUAAACUGCCCCUGUUCAGAGGAGCUCCCAGUGCAGCUUUGCUGAAACAGCUGACCAAGGAACCAGUCUGGGAAUGGGCUCCUAAGGCUGUGGCUAACAAGUCUGUGAAGUAUCUGGAAGGAGCGUCUGUGUUUGCAUUCAUCUGUGAUACAAGGAGAGAGCAGGAAAUGAAGGAAAGAAUGAAAACGAUGGAUCCACUGGAGGACCUGCUUCCCUCUGACAGGCUUGCAGAGUAUGAAGCCGUGUUGAAGGAAGAGAGCUGAACACCAUGGUGCCCCAUGGGAAGACCCCACAACAGUUUGUAGAAGGAUUGGCUCAGAAGUUUAAAAGUCUUGUGUACAAGCUAUAUAGUGAUGGAGGGCAGAUUUCAUGAGCCAGACACCCAGCACAUAACAGAAUUAAAUAAGAUGGAUA